Molecule: messenger RNA, 8779 nt
Organism: Nasonia vitripennis (jewel wasp)
Lineage: Eukaryota; Metazoa; Arthropoda; Insecta; Hymenoptera; Pteromalidae
Gene: Syn1
Product: beta-1-syntrophin
Exons: 8
Coding region: 1936-3720 (594 amino acids)
Cellular component (GO): intracellular anatomical structure; dystrophin-associated glycoprotein complex
Molecular function (GO): structural molecule activity; protein binding
Source: RefSeq, a predicted model, not a curated record
UCCCUGUUAUUGUUAUUGUUGUUGUUCUUUUUUUGCACGAUAGUACACGCUGCCACUGUGUUUUUUUCUUUUCUUUCCUGCGGCCACUCGUGUCGAUUCGCCGAAUUGAUCGACGCUAGAAAAGUUCGAGCGUGUAAAUAAGGAGGAGGAGGGAGAAUAAGAAGUCUGAUCCAGUCGUAAACACGCGACUUUAAGUAACGUGUUGCGCGCGGCAUGAAAAAUGCAUCAGCUUUGUUUUCAGGCUGUCAUUUAUUUUUUCUCUAUACUGAAACUUCAGUUCGCAUUCUAAACAACGUACUUUUGUGACUCGUGGAAAUCGACACUUUUUCCUCGUAAUCGAAGCUGAAAUUUUUUCCUCGUCGCGCUGCUUAUUAACAACUAUUAGCCUGCGUCUCUAUAUAGCGCUCGACGAAGGUGAGAGUGAGAGAGAGAGAGAGAGAGAGAGAGAGAGAGAGAGAGAGAAAAGAGGGGGAGAAAAAAUGCCUCUUUUUACUCGACACCUCGGCAUGAUUGAAUUCCAAUUUCUGCGAAUUCCAUUAGCAUUCUCGCGUCACUGACACGUAUUGAAUUUUUUCUCUUUCUGCUUCUCCUCCCCCCUGUACACGUAUAUUACUGCGAGCGAGCGAGCGCCCGAAUUAUAUAGCCUGAGCAUAAAAAUUGCUUCGCGAUUUUCGUCGUGCGCGGAGAACUCGCGACAUCGAUUUUUCUCUCUCCUCCUAUUCCUUUUAGCUCGCGCUUGAAAGGCUGAAAAUGUGUUCGGUAAUGUACUGUUGCGCGCAUAGAGCCAAUCGCGAGGAAUUUCAGCAACCCUUUUUUCUCCAAAGAGAAUAAUAACAAUAAUGAUGAUGAAAGAGCGCAAGGAAAAUUUCGGGCGAUCGAAUUGAGCAACGUUUUAGCGUCGUAAACGGGGGGCCGAUGCUGCGGCCAAUUUGACCAUUUUCGUCUCUCUCGCGCGGCACGAUCUCGUACGUAUUUUUCCAUCACGGUCCAUUCGAUGAUUCGUUUUUCUUUUCCUCACCGAAAGCGUACACGCCGUACACGGCAAGUUUAAUUUCCAAAGUACUAGCGACCGUUCUCUCCCCCUCGUUUUAUCAUCGCGCGCGCCUCUGUGUGUGUGUGUGUGUGUGUGUGUGUGUGUGUGUGUGUGUGAGUGUACCGUCGAAAAUCUCGAGAGCGCUUCCGGCAAAGAAUCUCUUGAUAAUAAGUACAACGCGUUAUACGCUUCUGCGUUUGCCUCGAUGGUCUCUCUCGCUCUCAGAUCGAGAAAGGCAUGAGAGUGCUGUAGAGCGGAAGCAAGAGGGAGAGAGAGAGAGAGAGAGAAAGUGACUCGCAGACCGCCAUCGCGUGACGGUUUAAACGGCGGAUUAACGUGCGGUCGCGCGAUUGUGGAGGCCCGCGCUCGCGCUCUCAGCUGCUUCUCAUGUGUGUAUACACGUUUGUAUAACGCGCUGGUACGCAUGUGCAAGUACGUGUAUGUCUAUAUAGAGAAGGGGUCGAGGAGGAGGUUUGUUAUAUAAAUGUACGGGCGCUCGUUAAAGUCCAUGGAAAUUUCAAGUCGGCUACACUCCGAGAACGCUUCCUUGAGUGCUUCAUUGGAUUAAAUCGGUUUAUCGAUUACUACGCAGCGAUUGCAUUUAUAGAACAUUUUCGAGUAAAUAUGUCAUCGCAACAUAAGAAUGAAAUCAGCGUCGCUGGCUGGCAUCAUCGCCGUUUACAUUAUCGCUCGCGGUGAACCAGCGUAUAGGGGGAAUCAUAAAGUAUCAGCUGCAGUCGCGCGGGCGAGAACCGGUUCCCUCCAAAAGUACACGCAUACUCGAGAGCGUCGUCUCUCUCUCUCUCUCUCGUGCACACACUCGGCUAUACUUGGACAUCUUCUCUGCGCGCUCGAGAAAUACAAACAAGCAGAACUCGCGCGCCAGCUACGAAGAAAUCGAAAUGGUGGAACUGAGCGGCAGCAGCGGGGCUGGUAGUCAGCAGCCGCAGCAGCCGGCCGCACAGGUGCCGCUGAGCAUGCUAAUGGGUCUUGCCUCGGGCUCGUCCUCGUCCUCGUCGUCGGCGGCAACCGGUGCCUCAUCCGGAAUCUCCAGCCGUGCGGGUAUCCUGGAGACACAGGUGCGCGGCCAGUGGUACCGAGUGUUCGUCAGUCUCGAGGACGACUACCUCAGCAUCUCGCUCGACGAGAGCUGCGACAGCAGUUCCGGCAGCAGCACAGCCUCGGCUGUCACGACGACCGGCAACGGCCUCAACAACGGCAACAACCUCAACAACAAUAACAUCGACAGCCUCGGCGACCCGGACGUCCCGGACUCGGUGGCCAACCAGAAGCGCACCGUCCGCGUCGUCAAGAGCGACAACAACGGCCUGGGCAUCUCCAUCAAAGGCGGCAAGGAGAACAAGAUGCCCAUCCUCAUAUCGAAGAUAUUCAAGGGUAUGGCAGCCGACGCUACGGAACAGCUCUACGUGGGCGACGCUAUUCUCGCCGUUAACGGAGAGGACCUCAGGGAGGCUACCCACGACGAGGCGGUCAAAGCACUCAAGCGGGCUGGAAAGAUCGUUGAACUAGAAGUGAAGUACCUGCGCGAGGUGACGCCGUACUUCCGUAAGGCGUCGAUAAUCCAGGAAGUCGGCUGGGAGCUUCAACGAGGCUUCCUGAGCGCGACGCCACCGCCGCCCAAGUCACCGCCACGAGCCGACACGAGAUACCUGCCGCUCCAGCUCUGCAGACUCACGAGAUCCCACCCGUCCGCCGAUCCAGAGGGCCGAGUCCUGGAACUUCACUCGCCCGACGGCGUGCACGAGUGUUGGCUUCGAGCGGCUGACAGUACCGAGGCGAGUGUCUGGUUCAACGCGUUGCACUCAGCCUUGGCUGCCCUCACCCUCAAGGCGCUGAGACUAGCCUCGGCGUUACCGGAUCCACCGCAGCUCCAACACAUAGGCUGGCUUGCCAGGAGGCAUUGCAUACAGAACGGCCGAGCGAGCAGCGAGAGCAGCGAGGACGGGGCAGGAAGCAGCGCGAGCACGUCGAGAGGCGGCGGCGGUGGUGCGGGUAGCAGUUACGGGACAGGAUGUGCCGGUGGCUGGCGCAGCGUCUUCGGAGCCGUUUCUGGAAGGGAAUUGAGGCUAUACGAGUGCGCGCCCUGGAGCCCCGAAGCUUGGGCGUCGCCGAGCAUCACCUGUCCGCUCAUCGCUACGAGGCUAGUCUCAUCGCCGGCGAAGCCGAACGAGGCCUCCUGCAGCAGUUCGAACAAUCAUCAGUACGGAGCGACGUUUGCGGUCCGAGUCGGCACGAUCGACGGCGUAAUCACGCACAACCUUCGCGCCGAGACCAGGCGGGAUCUCGCCGCUUGGGCACGAGCCAUCGUCCAGGGAUGCCACUCGGCAGCCCACUCGCUCAGGGAGUACACAGUCCGUUGCGUGUGGCAGGGUCGAGCCUGCCAGCUGGUGGUCCACCACGAAGAGGGCUUCGCCCUCUACGCCGCUGGUACUCGCGGCGUCACCGGCAACGGCAUAAGCCCCGGCUCGCCACCGACACCCCUGUGGCGACGACCCUUCGAGAAGCUCAGAAUGUCCGCCGACGACGGCGCCCGACUUCUCUGGCUUGACUUUGGCGGCGACGACGCCGAGAUCGAACUCGACCUGGAGAGCUGUCCAAAGCCGAUAGUCUUCGUGCUGCACAACUUCCUCUCGGCCAAGAUACACCGCCUCGGUCUGAGCGCAUAGGGGUGCGAGGGGGCUUCGCACGAGGCCCCCGACUUGCCUCCCCAUCAGACCCGCUCCGUCACCAGCGUCUUUCUUCACUGAGCUCCUCGAUGAAACUUCGACGACUAUACCGAUCAAAAUUAGCCAGUUAAGCAACAAGCGCACCCAGCGAAUUGUACAGAUCUCGUCUCCGCUGUAGAAUCCUUUUCUAGGUCGAAUCAACUCUCGAGCGAGUGUGCGUGCGAGCCAACGAUAAUCGAGCCGAAGCCAUCCAAGAAACGAUUUGUUUCGCUUGUGCGAGGGGAGAAUCAAGGGGAAGAGAGAUAUAUUGUAUACAUAUAGACAUCUCGUGGCGAGCUGCCGACGAAGCGCUUUAACGAAGGGUAUUAAUAAUCAUCGAGCUAUAAUACCCAAUUUCGACGCGCCUAACACACAGGAAUAAAAAGAGAAGAAUAACUAUGUAACUAUUAAGGUAUCACACAAUCUAGCUGUAACGGCAAAAGCGUACGAGGACUACUGGGUUUUGUAAAAUACGUCACGUCUAUACCGAGCUGACAUUCCUUCAACCCCCUCCCUCUCUCUCUUUCUCCGUUGAAGUCUUCGAAGGAUUCCAUCGAGCGAAUCGUAACGCGUCCCGUCUAUCCGUUUCCGUGCUCGAGGCUGUAUCGCGUACACGAUACGCUUGGAAUACCCCUUUACGUGAGUAUUAAUUUAUUUUUCACGAUAUGAUUCACGGCCGAGUGUAAAAAGUAUAUAGAGGGAGAGAAAGAGAGGGAGAGAAGAAGAACAAAAAAAAAGGUAACGUUUGCCAAUUACGCGCUUCUACGUACGUGGAUUUUAACGAUACACGCCGCGCGCAACGCGUAAUUAAUCUUACUGAUCGUAAGCCGUUAUAGUCGUUAAUUUAUAUUAUAUAUAUAUGCGAUAUAUACGUACGAGCAGUUUUAUUUUUUUACGUUAAUUUAUGUGUGCUCGCCUGUGUAGUCCUGAAGGAUUUUAAUUGAUAAUAUCGCGCAUGUAACAUCGACAACAAUGAUUUGCGCGUCUAAUGAUUAAUGCAUGAACGAUUUUGAUAAAUUGUACAAUAUACUGAAAUUAACGAUCGUAUAUCCUGGAAGCGAGGAUCUGGGUCAGAGCAACUUGUCACAGUUGGCGAAACCAAAUUUCCGUUAGUAUUAUUAUUACUAUAAACUAUAUACUAUGUUAUGAUUGCUAUUAUUAUUAUUAUUAUGAUUAUUAUUUUGUAAAUCUCUUAUUACUUCGGAAUGAUUUGUAAUAUAUUAUGCAUUUACGCGGAAAAUUAUAUCUAAUAUAUGAUAAGUCUACAGAAUUAAAACUGGUUUUUAAUAAUUUUGUAUGAUAAUAUCGAUUGUAGCAAUAUACAGGCAAACAUUGUAAAUGGAAUGAAACUUUUUCCCUUGUUAAUAAUAUACUUAUAUAUAAAUAAUACACAUGAUCUUCUCGACGCGUUGAGGAUUGCCCGAACCUACAGGACGAAAAGAAGAGAACUGUUAAUAAAGAGAAUGUUUGUAAAAAAAAAUAAUGAAUAGACGUAAAUAUAAGUGUAAAAAUAUUCAAUUUUGUAUAUUCCUACGUACCCGUAUAAAUAAUACAAUACACAUACCGAGCUAUCACUAUAGUAUCAAGCUUCACUAUACAACGCGUGUGUGCAAUCUUUACAAAAUAUGCACACAACAGGCGCAUUAUAAUUUUUCUCAAUAAAUUCCGUUUACGUCUAUGCUGCCCACACAUCGCCUACGCGUUACAUGUUCCCGCGGAGUUUUCUCUUUACGAUCGUAGCGAAGAAACAACACACAGCAUCAGGCAUGAAAGUUUUUACAGUCGAUUAAAGUUAACGCGCCCUUCCACAUAUAACCCUGCGGGGUCAGGUCCUCGGGUAUAUACAGAGCGAUAAAUCGUAGUCGUCGGGCCGAUCGACUUAUACAUACGCAACAAGUGUCCCUCAUCGGCGCAUCGAUUAGGAAAAUUAGCAGCGCGGCGACCUUUUCGCUUGUUUUAAUAAUAAUAUCCCCCCGCGGGUUAUCGCGCCGUAAAGCAUCAGCAGUAUAGCCUUUUUGCCCUUUUUUUUACUCUCGGGGGUAAGCGAGCUCGUAAUCGACGUCGAUUUCCAUUCCUCGCGCGCAGGACACUCGGUAAUUACGUGCUGCAACUUCUGUCUCCUCUUUCUUUGUUUGUUCAAGCUCGCUCGCUUUGUCCCUCGUUAAACCGCUGCGGGAAUGCUGCGCAGGAGGGAAAGUUUUUCAAUAGCGCGAGAAUAGAUGGACGAGAGAGAGAGAGAGAGAGAGAGAGAGAGAGAGAGAGAGAGAGAGAGAGAGAGAAAAAUGGUGGAACUGGAGAAUAGCCGAACUAUUACUCGAACGAGCUGGGGAGCUAGAGAAAAAAUUCUGCAUAAAGGUUUGCGCGCGUAAACUUUGGAGUAGGCCGAAUCGCUCGGCGGCAAUAUUGUGCGGGUAUGGAGUGUGGACAAAAAAGUUUAUUGUGUCUUGUUUGCAGUCAAUUAAAAUCUGUGUAUUCUCUCUGUGUGUUCUUCUAUCAACGACAGCUCGCGGGGUUAUUUCCGAAAAAAGUCGAAAUCGCGCUUAAUUUCCCGAGCCGCUUAUCGAUUGUAUACGAAAUCGACGCGGCAAAAAGUCGAGCGAGCGAUAAAUAAAACAAGCCGAAAAAGAGAGAGAGAGAGAGGUGAGAAACAAAAAUAGUCGUCGAACGACAGCUAGAAAGUUGAACAUUUCCGUAAACUCCAGGGCGCGACAGGGUAAAAGUUAAAAUUUUUCAACCACCGCCACGCCGCUCUCGCGCAAUUUAACGGCUUUUCUCGCGACUCGCGGAAAUUUCGCGCGUAUAUAGGGCGACGCGGCGCAUCUCAAAAGCGAAUUCGCGGAAUUACAGCGAGAGGAAAAAGCUGCGGCCGAGAGGAAGUAAAAACGUACGUAGGCCAUCGUAAAACGCGUAUCGUAUACUUGUUUUACCUACGUAUAAAUCUAUAUACAUACACGCGCACGGGGUUCGUGUAUGUGUGGCCGCGCGCAAUUAAAAGUUUAUACAUACAAGCUCGAACGAGAGACUAGCGAGGGGGACGAAGGACACAGCACACGGCCCGAAACUUUACGUAUGGAAAAUUCAUAUCCCUCGCAAGUCGAGAGCCGCGCAAUAAUUAACGACCGUGUGCGCGGCUCGCUCGAGACAACGAAAAGUCCAUCGACGAGCUUGCAAGCUCGCCUGAUCGGAAUUUCGCGCGAUUGUCAACGGAAAUUUCUUCUUUUAUUACCUUAGGCGUGUGAGCCAGAGUUAAGAGAGAUGUCGAUGCGUAGGCCCGAAGGGAAAUCGCGCUAAGCGAAAAACUUUGAACGUUUUCGCGAUUGGCUGAAGCGAGAGAAUUUUCCAGGCAGCCCGGGCCGAUUGAAUCUCUCUCGGUCGGCUUAAACCCGCGAUUUAUAGGCGACGAUCCCGCAGCCGGAAUACAAUAAUUCGAUUAUUCCAACUUUAUGUAUAGACACGACCUAAUCUUCCUGACUUUCGUAUAUAGGUUCUCUCUCUUUUGUAAGAUACUUCUUCUUCUUCUUCUUUCGGAGCUUUUUCGGCUGUCCCGUUCUGUACAUAUCUGUGCGCGAACGAAUUUCUCCGAUCGAUGUAGCAUUGUUACUCCAUGUGUGUGUGAAUCCGAGCUGUAACCGACGACUAUACUAUACCGUUGUAUAGAGCACGAGCUUCUCUUGUAUUGGUAUAGAGUAAAAAUCUCUCGGUGCGUAAUAUAUCAUAUCUUCGAUUCUGUAAAUCGUUAUUCGCUCAUCUAUACCAUAUCCGAAUCUACUCGCUCAUAUCGAGAGUACACAUAUGAUAUACAUACACACUUUUCUAUAGGACGAGAAGCAGAAGAUGAAGGAAGGACGUUGGUAUGUCGACUGAGUAGCAUAUAUACUAUGAUGAUAAUAAUGACGAUGAUUAUGUAAAUAUGAAACGAUGAUGAUGCGAGAAAGUAUAAAGAGUGUGUAAUUUAGAUUGUGAAAUUUUUUAAGUGUGUUGAAACGAAAACGAAUAUCAAAAUUUAGAGGUGGACGAGAAUGAUCUUAUACGUUAUAUUUAAAAUAUUUUCUAUGUAUUCUACGAAAGUUCGUUGUUGAUGUUCAAUAAGCCGCAUAUCACUACGUAUAUUAUCUACUUGUAUAAUUUGAGGAACACGUGUAUACAUUGCUUUCGAUAUGGAUCGGUAAUCAUCAGGAUACGAUAUUCUCUCUCUCUCUCUCUCUCUCUCUCUCUCUCUCUCUCUCUCUCUCACUCUCUCUCUCUUUUGUAAAAUGUAACAUACACUUACACAUAGAAGAUACUCGAUCCGAAGUCCGCCCUUUCCUCCCCGUCGCGAGAGAAACGAAAAACAAUAUAUACAUCAAUAAUAAGCCUAUAUCAACCCCCACCUCAAUCGUCGACGUCGUACAAUAACCACGAGGUAUGUCCAUAUCAAGUAUGAUUAAACCAUAACGGCGUCUCUCUCUCUCUCUCUCUCUCUCUCUCGAUGUAUCUGUAAAUAUAGACUUGUGUAACGCUUGGAAAAGAAAAAUCUUAUAAAUUACACACACACACACACACGCACACGCACAGUAGUUAUACAUGAUAAGAUAAAAUGUUAACGAAUAAUACGAAGGGAUGCGAGUACAUACACUGUGCACAAAUGGAGAAAAAGAGAAUAAGGACAGGUGCCGCGGCGUGUGACGAAUUAUUGUAUUUUUCUAAUGAUUUAAGCCUUUUCGUCGUGCGCGGCGACGACGUACCGCAGUCGUCGCAGCUAUAACGAUUUAUACAUAAUAUAAAUACGAAUGGCGAGACGAUGAUGAGGCAAUGCGAAGCGCAGAGUAUAGAGACGAGAGAAAUGCGAGAGAAGACGAUAUAGUCGAGUGCAGCGUAUUUAUACAGCGAAGCCAUGGGUAUGAAUAUAAAUAUAUAAAUAUAUAAAUAUAUAUAUGUAUACACGGAGCGGGUUAUCUCGACUUUCAUUUCGAUGCUAGAUAAUACGAAAGUUAAUGUAUCUAAGAGUUAUACCAAAUAAACGAACGGUUAGACGAACACA